Molecule: messenger RNA, 3305 nt
Organism: Drosophila sulfurigaster albostrigata
Lineage: Eukaryota; Metazoa; Arthropoda; Insecta; Diptera; Drosophilidae
Exons: 4
Coding region: 199-2436 (745 amino acids)
Source: RefSeq, a predicted model, not a curated record
CGUCCGUCCGUCUGUCUGCUUGGGUGGGUGUCGCUUCGCCCUCGACUGCCGUCUGUCUGGGGCUUGUUAUUAGCGUCGCGCACGUCGUGGACGCGUUUCAGUCGAGUUUACGCGCGCGCGCAGCACGAACGUCGCGCAAAUCCGCAAAGAUUUGGCCAACGUUCAUCAACAUCGACGUUCUUUUUUGUUUAUGUGAAAAUGAGAAACUUGUGUUGGCCCAGCAUAGUCAGCGUUCUGCUGGCACUCGCAGCGCAGAAGGUGUCAGCGAUUGUUGGCACUGGCCGGGAUGUGGUGCUGACGCCCAAACAGGCGCUUCAGGUCAAUGGCAAGCGUCUUUUCUACGAGGAGCAGCAACAGCAGCCAGCCGCAGACAGAUCCUGGGAGCACACGCUGAAACAUGUCACCUACGUGACGCUCUUCACCGACGCCGCGCUCGGCGCCGCCUCCGGCAAUCUCAGCCAGCUGCAUGACUAUCAUGACUUUCUGCAGACGCCGUAUGUGCCAGCGACCGCUGCUGGCCAGGCACAGGCGCCAUCCUCGCGCUUUGGUGACAUCGUCACGCUGGCCAGCGGCCGUCUGGAGCAAUUGUCUAGCAAUGGCAGCUAUCGUUUCGUUGAGGGCGCCACCGAUGCCAGGGAUGCAGUGCAGCGAGCGGAUCCGUCAGUGGUGCAGACGCGAGCCGUGUGGCGAGUGCAGCGUAUUCGGCAUCGGGAUGGCGAGCAAUCGCCCAAUCCUCGGUAUCACUACGAGAUGAAGUACAGUGUGUCGCCAGUGGCCGCCAGUCUUGGCUGGCCACCGCAGAGCUACAUCCAGAAGGAGUCCGACUAUCCGCAGAGCUUUGGCCGCAUUGCCUAUGAGGAGAAGCGCGAUCAGACGUUUGCCCAACGUCGUCAGGAUCGCCAGCCGCAGGCAACCUUCGUCCGAGGCAUCUUCCAGCCUCCUCCGCCGCCACCGCCUGCAUCCGCUCUGAAUAUCGGUGAGUAUUUAAAGGCUGGACCGGAGCCGCCGAAGAGUUCGCCAAAGAUCGAGCUGUUCCCGGGCCUCUUCAAUUUGGGUCUGCGUCCCAAUUACAUUCCCGCCACCACGUUCCGUCCGAGCUAUCCGAUUAAAUUCGCUGCACAUCCGGAGCUAACGACUCCUCUGGAGCGCUUCCCUCUACCCAAUGAACUAAGCGGCACUGCUGGCGAUGCUGGCGGCGUGCCAGCUGCUGCUCCCCCAGUAACCCAUCACUUUCAUCAUCAUUUCUACAUGGCCACUGGCCAUGGCAACGCUCAGCCCGAGCUCGGAUACCGACCCUCACUGAGCACGCCGACUCCGCCCACUUCAGCGCUCCCCCUUCCCCACUCACAUUCCCAUUCCCAUUCCCAUUACCAUCAACAUGAGCAUAGCGACGAAGGUCAUCGAGAGGUUCAGUUCCCGACGAAUCAUGCAUCAGGCUCAACCGAAUCCCUGGAGACGGACGAGGAUUUGCACCAUAGCCAGGACCAGCAUGCGCUGCGGUCUCCACACGUUUACUCAGUGUACGAUCCAGCGUCUAGGUACCAGUCAUCGAAACUGGCGACGCCAUUGCUCAUUUAUGCAGGCGCUGGUGGUGAAGCAGACUCUGGCGAAGAUCACAAGUCAUUUGUGCACAGUGAGCCGUUAGAGGAAACCAUUUACCGCUACUCGGAACCGGAUCCCCUCUAUGUGCAUCAGAAUCCAGUGGAUGUGCUGCAGCUGGAGACGCCACAGCAACAGCAACAACCACAUCACGCACAAGCAACAACGGGCGACGAAGAGGAGCCCGAGGAUCAGCUAAGCGAACACGUAGAAGGAGGAGAGCAGCGACCAGCUGGAAGUCAGAAGCAAGCCAAGCUCGCAACGACACCAGCAACCACAACAACAACAACAACAACGAGUUCUACAGAGGCGAUGAUGUCCUCAACAACAACAGCGAAGCCAACAGUUGCGGCUACGCCCAGCAAGGCGAGCUUUGUGUCCACCUCGACCAGCUUCACACCGCUGCGUGCCUUGAGUCGCUAUCGCACCACGCCUCGUAUCACGGCUGGCAGAUCGACGACAAGCACUACAACGACGACCGAGACGCCAUCGUUUGCCAAGUGGAAGCAGCGGCGCAAGGAGAAUGCCACCCACGGACCGGACAGCAAACCCAAGAGCAGUUUGCGCCACGAGUCCAAAGUGGUCUUCAUUCCCACCACAACUGCAACGAUAACGAUGACGACAAAAUCGCCUGCUAUCACCACAGAGCCACCAGCGACAACAUCAACUACAACUGUAGCUGUGUUAGACGCAGUGAAGCCGGCUCCUGGGCGAGAAGUAAUCGAGGUGCUCACCCAGAAGUCGGUAAGCAAAUCAGUGAGCAUCAAGGUGGGCGAGAACGGCGAGGAGAUACCCAUCAUUGUGGAUGAUGAUGAGAACGAGGUGAAACCGAGCUAAACGAGAAAUAAGCAUCUAAUCUUUAAAGUGUAAACUUAAUCUUAAGCGCCGUGGCACCCCAAAGAAGCAGCAGCUGAAGCUGUAGAAGAAGCCACAACUUCACUCACUUCUAAUCUUGGGUAUAAUGAAUGCUAUCCAACAAUUCUCUUACAUGAAAGACAAAACUUGGAUACUGUUCACAUUUAAGCUAAAACUUGAAUAAAUUUGUAAGUCAAUCAGUUGACUCAGUGACAACGUUGUCACGUCUUAUUGUUUAUCCCCACUUAGAAAGAGAGAGACUCACCUGCGUCCUCGUUGGCAUACUUGUAGUUAGGCACAGGCGUGACCGGAAUAAGCUUAGCGUAUGUGGUUGGCAUCAUUUCAGUGAUGCGCUGAUGAUACGAGAGUCUGCACAAAACAAUUCAAUUGAAUUUACUUUUACGGUUUGAAAUGUCUCGCACUUACCGCAGACACUUCUGCAGCACCUCCUGUAUGAACUUGGGACGCGGAUGCUCGGCGUCGAGCAGCAGGCAACUGUCCCAUUCAUCCCACGACCAGGUGAACUUAAAGUUACUCAAAUGAUAGCUGAACCAGUUGACAAAGCGAUCAAAGCACGACGUGUUCAUCGAAUCGAUGCGCAUAAACAGAAUCUCCGUCGCCUGGGCGAGCACCUGGGGCAGCGUGCCCGGCUGCAGCUUGCACAGCUCGAUCAGUAUGGAGCCGUAGCAGAUGUCCAAGUAGCGAGGCGUGGGCAUGUGAAACAGCUCCGCAAAGAUCACCUCCACAAUACAGUACUCCAAGGGGAUCUUGUGCUUGAACGGGAAGUUCAGCAGCUGGGCGGCGCAAUCCUUACGCUCGUGAUGAUGCGUCUCGAUGAUGUGAUGCAGAUG